This is a messenger RNA of Hippocampus zosterae (dwarf seahorse), 4950 nucleotides long. Its product is annotated as transcriptional activator protein Pur-alpha-like. The transcript has a single exon. Lineage: Eukaryota; Metazoa; Chordata; Actinopteri; Syngnathiformes; Syngnathidae. Gene Ontology annotation, cellular component: nucleus. Gene Ontology annotation, molecular function: RNA polymerase II transcription regulatory region sequence-specific DNA binding; DNA-binding transcription factor activity, RNA polymerase II-specific; purine-rich negative regulatory element binding. Gene Ontology annotation, biological process: regulation of transcription by RNA polymerase II. The record is from RefSeq and is a predicted model, not a curated record. The coding region runs from base 168 to 1016 and encodes 282 amino acids.
GUGGCCCGCUCUCCUGGACCUACAACAAGUAGUACAUUCCAGCGGGUCCACCCCCGCCUUCCCGAGUGCUCUUCUCGCGAUAGCUCGCCGGAGCCGUUUUGACAGGCAGUCGAGGUUGCAGCAGGCAGAGGGAGACUGUGACAGGAAGGUAAAGCAGGGAAGGCAGCAUGAUGGCGGACAGAGACAGCGGCAGUGACCACGGAGGGCCUACCUCGGGCCCUGGCUCGCUGCCGCCGGGUGCGAUGGGAGCCAUGUCCCGGCUACAGCACGACACCGAGGAGCUCGCCUCUAAACGGGUCGACAUCCAAAACAAGCGAUUCUACCUUGACGUCAAGCAGAAUGUGAAAGGACGCUUCCUAAAGAUAGCCGAGGUCGGCGCUGGGGGAAACAAGAGCCGCCUCACGCUCUCGAUGUCGGUGGCCGUGGAGUUCCGUGAUUAUCUCGGUGACUUUAUCGAGCAUUACGCCCAGCUGGGCCCGAGCAACCCCGACUUGGUGCAGGAUGAGCCCCGGCGGGCGCUCAAGAGCGAGUUCUUGGUGCGGGAGAAUCGGAAAUAUUACAUGGAUCUGAAGGAGAACCAAAGGGGGCGGUUCCUGAGGAUCCGGCAGACCGUUAAUCGGGGGCCGGGACUGGGAAGCUCGCAAGGCCAGACCAUCGCUCUGCCGGCACAGGGGCUCAUCGAGUUCCGUGACGCUUUGGCCAAACUCAUCGACGACUACGGCGUGGACGAGGAGCCGGCCGAGCUCCCGGAGGGCACCUCGCUCACGGUGGACAACAAGCGCUUCUUCUUCGACGUGGGCUCCAACAAGUACGGCGUGUUUAUGCGCGUCAGCGAGGUGAAGCCCACCUACCGGAACUCCAUCACGGUUCCGUGCAAAGUCUGGUCCAAAUUUGGCAACACCUUCUGUAAAUACGCCGAGGAGAUGCGGAAGAUCCAGGAGAGGAGUCGAGAGAAACGGGCCUCGGAACUGCUACCUGAGGGCCCGCACGGCGCAGAUGACGGCGACGACGACUGACUGACUGUGACUGACUGACUCACGGAGACGAGACGCGAAGCAAAACUGAGAACUCAUCGAAGAAAUGAGACUUAACAGUGUCAAGUGACAGGAAAGAGAGAUCUACGAGGGAAUCACCCCCCACCCCCCUUCCACGCACAUACACACACACACACUCGCACGCACGCACACAAGCGCCACAGACAAGGCAUAACCUGGGCUGUCUCCUCGCUCAUUUGACUGGAUGUCACCCACUUUAUCACCAUGUCACAGUAAGCGCUGCUAUCAAGGACUUUUAACUGUAACGUUUCAACUGUUUCUUACUUGAUUUCUGUGACGAUGAACAGUGUUUAUAUCUCUGUAAAAAGAUUUUGCACACGUCAAAAGCGAUUUGAAAAAAACAAGUAUCAAACCAUACUAAAGAUUUCACCGGAAAUGACAACACGUAAAAAUUUUACGUAAAAAUAACAGUCUACUCAUCAAAUACGUAUUUGAUAUCAGCACAAAGAGAAUAUUUAUUGACUAUAUCCCCAAUGUGUACUUUAAUAUAAUGGUACGCAGACUGAAUAUGGAAGCUCUCAACAGGUGUGUGACUGCGUGCUUGUAGGCUUGUUCUCUGAGCAGACGUGUGGUAAAGUAGGCUAGCCUUUAAUUUGACCUAAAAAUGCACAAUCUAAUUAAAACAUUAUUAUAAUGCUGAAAAAAUAAAGACUGCAGCUCUCAUGCACUUAAAAAAAUGGGAUAUGUCUAUCUACGUGCUGUCAUAAGGAUCCGACCCUCUUGCACCAUCUCGAUCGAAACAUCAGUGACAAAAGUGCUAACUUAGAUGUAAUAUUUAUGAUUUUGUGAAUCAGCUGUAAAAAGAAACAUCCUUAUUGAGAUACCCACGUUUUCUGUGGGGGAUUUUUUUUUUUUUGUUGAUGCUUUUAUCCUCCCGGGAAGGGGGGGGGGGGGCAGGCAAACGAACACUAAGGGUCCAUUUGGGUGUGUGCAAAGGUUAAAAUUAUAGGAGGGGAAAAGACACGCCUGCGCAGUGCAGGCAUCCUCUCUGACGUCAUUACAACCCGUGCCUUAUACACUCCACACGUUUACGUGUCCUCACGUGGAUGGUCUGUGACCUCGGUCCACUGUCAUUUAUGAGCGUUGUUACGCAGGCAGAUAUAUCCUCAAUACUGACCAGGGCUGCUGGAUCCACACCCCCUGUGGGUGCAUGGAUCAGCGGCGGUGACACUGAGAGUAAGGUGCUCUGCUGCUGAGAGUCAAGGGAGGCCUUGCGGGGUAGUGAGUGCCGUGGUUGCCUGCCGGCUGCGUGGUGACUUCUCACUCCUCGGAAUGCUUCGUAGCGACCUAAAUGUUCUUAAUAUUUUGUUGAUGGCUUUGCACACGGCACGAUGUUAAAGCAAGCGCGUUGACGGAGACAAAGAAUUCCACAGCGGCUCGACGAGACAUUUUGUCGGUGUGGAGCGGUGACAAAAGCUGUUUAAAGAACUCGGCGAUGCGUCCUUGCACCUUUUCUCAGUGUAGGGCGGAGGCAGUAUAUCUCAUUAUGGUGCUAUUGCCCCUCCACUGCUCCUUUGCUCACUUUACAUAUUUAUCAUAAGAUUCCCCUUGCUUUUCCUUAUAGUUCCUUGCAGCUUUGUCUUGUCCAAAAUCUUGUCAGGUUUCUCCCUCCUAGGCGGUGGCACAGCUACUUACAAGACUGGGACAUUUCUUGUUAGUGUGCAAUAUAACAUGCAUGCCAAUCAUGGCGUAGUGUCACGUGUAUGGACUUUCACAAGAUGAAAACAAUAAAUAGGUAUAUGCUCAUUCCAAAAGCAUGACAAUGUGCUUACUUAACAACGUGAUGUUUUGUUUUAUUGUUUUUUUUUUCUCCUCAGCUAGAAGUUCUAUAAAACUUGGAUCAGUGUGUUGGGUUUUCUGGCCCAGCAUGAAAAACCUUCCCUUUUUUUAUUCUGUGCCCCCCCCAUCCCACACACACACACAUCGUGGACAUGUCAGCCCCCGCACAUGCACGCACACAGCUUCCCCCCUACUGAGACCUCAUAUUGCAUUUGGAGUGUUUGGGAGGCCUCUACAGUAUUUCCAACAAGGCCUCCUCUCAUUAGAAUCCAGGAGUGUGCUUAGGGACUGAGCAUGACCCCUUUCUCACCGGGGACUGAUCACAGGACAUACAAAUUCCCAUUUUGUCCCAUGGUUUUACUGGAGUUAAGCUUUCGCGUCAGCAAGGAGCUAAAAGUCGACAGCUCGGGCCUGUUAUUUAAACAUUCUCAAAUCAUUUUGUAGAAAAUGAGAAGGUUUGUCUCUUGAAGUACUGCACUUUAAUGGCUCACCAACCCAUCAGAAAGGCUACCAAUGUUUCUCUUCAAAAUUCUGUCUUGAAUAGAAGUUUUUGGAUUGGAUUGGAUACAACAUUAUUAUCAAAUAAAGUUUAUUUCUCACAUUGGCGGAUGAUUCGGAAAAAACAAGUCUUCAAAACUUCAGGUCUUGAAUGGAAAACGCGAGUUUGACAGUCUGUUUGUGGUUGUUGGCAAUUGCAGUGAGCAUAAGGUUGUUUUUUGUUUUGUUUUCCAUGCAGCAGUAGUCAUUGUAGCCAACCCGAUUCAUUUUGCCUGUUGACAACAGUGUUUGCAAAUGUGUUGAUAUGUACAGCAUGUCAUUUGCAUUGGCCGUGCCCACAUAUCAAAAGCCUGCCUUUUUAAGACCCCCUUAAAAUCAACUGUUAGUCGACUGACACGACCACGCAUAUGCAUGAUAUCAGACGGCAGCCUUCCAUGACACGUGGUUCCGUUUGCCAAACUGGACAGCCAACACAUCUUCGACUUGGUGUUACCGUCCAGAUUUCAGUGUCUCUCAUUGGCCAUGCAGGGUUCUUGCAUAACCUCACAACCAAGAGCAGCCCCUGGUCACAUGACUCCACACAAACCAAACCCCGAGUCACUCAUUCAGCUCAUCUUCUCGUUGCGGGCAUACCCGACAGUCCAUAGCAGAGUGUAUAGGCUACAUUUGUAGCCAAUGCAACCUAUAGCCAACAGCCAAUAGACCGUUGUUGUUGUUGUUCUGAAGGAAAGUGGAUCCCAGAUUUUUCAAUGCGGAGUGGUGUCAAUGCACAAUGAACAUAUCCCAUGUCACCGUUUAGUCUGAAACCUGUUACCAUCCCUUGAGAUAUGUUGUACUUUUCGAUAAUGUUUUAUCUGUGAUGUGUGUGUGUGUGCGUGCGUGUGUGUGUGUACAUAUAUAUAGAAAAAAUAUAUAUAAAUAUAUGGUUUGUUAUACAUGAUGCGCCUCCUUUCAGAAAAUAUCAUGUAAAGAGGAAAAACAUAUUGCAUUUUUCUUUUGCUUUGUAUAUUUCUACUCACAGAAAGCAUUGAAUUAAAAUGGAUACCUACUUGCACUUUAGAUAUAUUAAGAAUAAGAAGGCAAAUCUGCAUAUUAUUUUUGAUAGGGAUCUGAUUCAAAGAAUAUAAAUUACAGGCUUUGUGACCGUUGCUGGACAGAGAUGUAUGGAGUUCUACUUAUUGAAGUAUAUUUUGUCUGUGUCAGAAAGUUUACUGAAGUAAAUUGCAUGAUAUAGUAGUGCUAUACACCAAUAUUGUUCUUUUUAUUUGUUUUAAGUUGGUAAAAAUUGUCUGAGAACUGUGAUAACGGCCCUCUUGUAUGUUAAAGCUCUCCUUGCCCUUUCUAGAGUAUUUCUUGAUGGCCUUUCCUAACUACAUGACGAUGGUGCUUAUACUUUUGACUUUGACAACGAGCUCAUCCUGUACAUCUCAACGUCAUCACGACUCGUGUCCUGAAUUGCGCUCCAUUCACCACGUUAUUCAAUUUCUGUUGAUGGCAAAAAAAGAAGAAAAAAAGAAAAGGUGUGCUGUUUUGUACAGUGCUGUUUAUUUUUAAAUGUUUGGGGGAGUCUUGUUGUCUGAAAAAUGAUUAAUCAUGCAAUAAAAGCUCAUUCCAUGUG